UCCCUUGCAGACAUCUGUCGGGUGUGCCGCACCGAGGCGGCCGCCGACCGGCCACUCUACUACCCCUGCAUCUGCACAGGCUCCAUAAAAUUUAUCCACCAGGAUUGUCUGCUACAAUGGCUUCGCUACUCGAAAAAGGAAUACUGCGAACUAUGCAAUCACAAGUUCUCGUUCAUGCCGAUAUACUCCCCAGACAUGCCGAAACGGCUGCCCACGAAAGAUAUCGUACACGGUCUGCUCGGAAGUGUGGGAACGGCGCUUAGAUGCUGGCUGCAUUACACUCUCGUGUGGAUCGCUUGGCUCCUGGUAGUUCCUCUGAUAGCGGCUCGGAUCUACAAGUGCAUUUUUGCGUUGUCGUUCUCUUCUUUGUUGACUCUGCCGCUCGACAUCCUGUCGACGGAAAACGUUCUCGAGGACGGACUCAACGGUUCCGUCAUUGUUAUAUCAUCGCUGUGUUUCUUUAUCGCGAUUGUCUGGCUCCGAGAGCAGAUAAUACAUGGGGGUGCACCGGAAUGGCUCGAGCCGGCACCCCGCGGCCAAGAGGAGCGCGAAGCCGCCGAAGCGAGAGACGAAGGUCUCAUGAUCGAAGUUAACGGGAACGACAUCCCGCCUCUGCCGGGAAACGAAAACGAGAUCGAUGCCAACGGGCAGCACCCCCCUCACGUGGAGGCGGAACAGCAGCAGGCAGCGCUGCAUCAGCCACAGAACGUCCCGCCGGGAGCCGCAGCCGCAGAGCCGCAACACAGGGCGUGGGACGAACCGUUUUUUAUCAACGUAAAUGUGAGAGGGCUUGAAGUCCAAGCUGUCGCCCGUCCUGUGGCGUUCGCCAAUAAUGCUGAAGUCGAUGAUCAAGGCAACUGGAAUCAAGAUUGGGAACGGGGUGAAGACAUCACUUGGCAACGUCUACUGGGACUAGAUGGGUCGCUAGUAUUUUUGGAGCACAUGUUUUGGGUAUUGUCUCUGAACACACUCUUCAUGGUGGCGUUCGCCCUCAUUCCGUACUCGAUCGGCGAGAGUUUCGAAAGUUUGCUCGGUCUCACGAAAUCACUGGAGAAUUUUGUUUUCCGCGGUUUUCUCCUCGCAAUCAUCGGAUACGUCGUUUUCGCCUUCUUCCUGAUGUUGGUGUACAUGCUCUUCCAAGGAACUCGGUUCCGAAAAGCGCGACGCAUAAUCGGUCUUUGCUACCUCAUCAUCAAGGUGUCUCUGCUCACAAUCGCUGAAGUCGGCUUUUUUCCGGUCAUGUGUGGAGCAUGGCUGAACAUCUGCUCCAUGGAACUGUUCGGGAACUCCCUUCCAUCGAUGCAGAGUCAAAUCAGAGCCACUCCUUUCGCCAACGUGUUCUUGCAUUGGUUGAUCGGCAUGAUCUUCAUUUAUUACUUCGCGUUCUUCGGCUUUAUGUUGCGUGAAGUUGUGCGGCCGGGUGUUCUGUGGUUCCACCAAAAUAUCAAUGAUCCCGAUUUCCACCCGAUCCAGGAAAUGAUCCAGAUGACUGUCUUGGUUCACGCGAGAAGAUCGCUCAUUUCGCUGGUUGUCUUCGGUACCGCGAUUCUUCUCAUGGUCUGGGUACCGCUGCGUAUCAUGAAGCGGAUGGUCCCUUCGCUGAUCCCGUACAACAUCUCAAUGCAGACCGCCGACAUGCCGACGACCGAGAUUUCAAUGGAGCUGAUGAUUCUCCAAGUUGUUCUCCCAGCGCUCCUCGAGCAGGGACACACAAAACAAUUCGUCAAAUGGUGCGUGAAGCAUUGGUGUCGAGCCGUGGCCUCGGUCCUCGGCAUUCGGAGCUAUCUGCUCGGGGAUAAGCCCGACGACGAAGAAUACGUCGAGCCCCAGGAGCAGCCGCGUGAGUUGGCGGCGGCGCAUCAGGCAAUGGCACACGCCCAGGUCAUUCCCCCUCAUCAGCCGUAUGUGAGGACUUCGUAUUUCCCCUUGAGAAUCGCGGCACUGCUCGUGUGCGUCUGCAUCACGCUGACGCUCGUGAGCCUCAUCGUUCUCACGGUUCCGGUGUCAAUCGGGAAGUGGGUCUUGAAAAUCGUCAUACCGAAGGCCAAGCUCCACGAGUUCUACACAGUCGGAGUCGGACUUUAUGUUUGUUGGCUCUGCAUCCGAGGAAUCUCACUCGCAAGGAGCUGGCUCCCGAAAGGGUGGAAUACGAUUUACCAAUCGCUCUACGAUUCGCUCGUCAUCGGACUCAAGGCGGUUGUAGUGUGUACCAUGCUACUCGGAGUCGUCCCUCUGCUCAUCGGUAUCCAUUUCGAUUUGAUUGUCAUGAUUCCGCUUCGUGUACCCGUGGAUGCGAAUCCCGUUAUGUAUCUAUCACAGGAUUGGGUCUUAGGGGUUUUCCAUACGAAGAUCAUUGGCGCUCUAACCUUGAUGGGACCCAACUGGUGGCUCAAAAAUUCCCUGGAACAGGUUUACCAGGAGGGAUUCAGGAACAUGAGCCUGGUACGGAUCUUCCGUGACAUUGUCCUACCGUGCGUGGCCGUUCUGGGGCUUUCGCUCUGUGUACCGUAUAUCUUCGUACAUUCGGUUCUGGCGCGCUUCGUCACGGUUGAGACGGUCCAUCUGGCUCAACGCAGAAUCUAUCCGUCUCUUCUGAUCGUGAGCUUCUUCAGCUUCUACGCUGUAUUCCAGUGGAGGCAGUUCCGAAGACUCUACGAGCAUAUUCGCAACGACAAGUACCUCGUCGGGAGACGUCUCGUCAAUUACGAGAGACAGCAGAGAGAGCAACAACGGCAUACAGAACAGCGACAGAUGCAGAUGGCCCAAUAGUGAAUUCGAGGCGAUCGUCGCGUCCGUCUCGCCGACGGAUGAAAUUCGCCGUGUGAUAUGGAAGGAUGGGACCUUAGCACGAGAGGGUGGCCGAUUGUAUGGUGGAUUGAUUUUUCAUAUUCCCGGAAACGCUGCGUGAACAAACGCUCUCCCGAUGCUCGAAUUCUUCUUCCUCCGUACGAGGGAAAAAUCCCACUGCUACUCUCGGUCCGCAUUUUUUUUCUCCCGGAACGCUCCCUCAACGGGGAAUCAUAUGAUUCAUCUCGUCUAGUCGGUGGUGGCCUUGCAUCGGGAUUGCCCGAGUGAGAGCCUCGCAAUUAGAAUCCGCUGAAAUUUCCUGAGGUUCA
This is a messenger RNA of Galendromus occidentalis (western predatory mite), 3116 nucleotides long. Its product is annotated as E3 ubiquitin-protein ligase MARCH6. Gene Ontology annotation, biological process: ERAD pathway. Bases 175 to 2769 code for a protein of 864 amino acids. Gene Ontology annotation, cellular component: endoplasmic reticulum membrane. Lineage: Eukaryota; Metazoa; Arthropoda; Arachnida; Mesostigmata; Phytoseiidae. The record is from RefSeq and is a predicted model, not a curated record. The transcript has 9 exons.